AGAAGUGCAUGAGUACUGGCAGUGACUACAACUAACUAAUCAACAAAUAACUCUAAAAUUUUCACUAUUUACGACAAUUGUGACGUUAAAAUCAAAGUGGAAUAAUACUCAACAAUAAACAUAAAAGGCAUAUUCUGCUUUUAUAAAACAUUUGUUUACAUUAUCGUGAAAAAAAAAAGAAAAAGCCGGUGGAUUUUGUUUAUUAUUCUGGCGGAAAAAAAUGUACAUUGUAUUUUUCUAUAAUAAAUAUGAAAAUUCGAAUUUCAUGAUAAGAAUAAUUGAAGUUCAUCGAUAAAUAUUGACACAAAUAAAAAUAUAAGAGGAAGGUCAAAGUUGAAGGAUAUAAAUUUGGAAGAACAAAAUUCCAGGUACGAUAUUAUUUAUAUUAUUUGUUUUGUUCAAAAAAGUGUGUUGAUCAAUUGUAUUGUAUCUUCCUUUUUAACUUUUUAAUCUUGAUAAACAGAGAGGAGAAAAAGAGACUGUGUAUAAGAUUUUUAAAUGAAAUACAAAUUUUUUUUUUGAUCAAUAAGCAAGCGGGUUGUCUUUAUAAAUCAGAUUGUUGACUUAGGGGGAAAAAAGUUUAUUUAUUAUUAGGGAAGAAGAGAAAAAUUAUAAAAAAUAUCAUUUCCUUUUAAUAUAAUAAUAUUUAAUCUUUUUAUAAAAUUCUAUCAUUUAUUUCUUUAAAGCAAACAUCUACAAACAUACUUGAAUAAACGUGUAUAUCAUUACAAAUACACAUAUACACACGCACACACAAACUGUAUAUAUACAGUAUAUGUAGAUUGAUUAAAUUUACUAAUUAUCACUCUGGUAUAAUAAUCCUAAUAUUUCAAAUCAAUAAUAUCUAGGUCAAGGCUUUUACUAUCGAUUUGCUGCAUCCUCUAGGGUCUACUAUGGAUGAAAAGUUCACAAAAAGGGAAAACAAUGAUAAUCGUGACAAAGGUUGGGCUUGGAUGGUUGUUCUCGGAGCUGGCAUCGUCUGGUUUGUUAUGGGUGGUAAUGUUAAAUCGUUUACGAUUCUUUAUGAAAAAUUUAAGGAGCGAUACGAAGUUCAAGAUACGCAAUCUAGUUGGAUAGUAACGUUAAACGGUUGCUUUAAGAUGAUGACAGGUCCUAUUGCCGCUUACCUUUGUAAACGUUUCAAUUGUCGAACCGUCGUUAUGAGUGGAGCAUUGAUAUCUUGUAUUGGACACAUUCUUACUGCUUAUCCACCAAUUGCUUCAAUAUAUUUUUUAUAUGCCUCAUAUGGAUGUAUUGCGGGUUUUGGGUCCAGCUUAAUAAUAACGCCCACACUUAUUAUUAUACCACACUACUUUUGCCGUUAUCAGGGACGAGCUAUGGCUAUAGCCCUUGCCGGUGGAAGUUUAGGAUCCUUGGCAAUGGCUCCCCUGCUAACUUUUAGCUUUGAGAAGUUAGCUUACUCUGGUAUGAUACUUAUCUCAGCCGGAUUAGUUUUGCAGUGCUGCAUCUCUGCUGCCCUAUACCGUCCUGUUAGGCUAACAAAAGCCCAUGAACUUGCCAAUUCACACACACUUGUUAUGUCUACUAUAGAUAAUGGAGAGUUGGAUUCUGAGGAAAGAAUGAAAAGAUUUACAAACGGAAAAGCUUCUCUAAUAAGGAGUAGAACAGUUAAUGAUGUUAAUGAAUCUGUAAUGCAAAUUAGGGAAGAAAAUCAUAAUAAUGGAGACGCUGUAACAUCUCCUUCUGAUGAACUACUGGUCAAAAAAUCGAAAUCAUUCAAUGUAAAAGCUAAAAUAUUAUCGAUUAUAGAUCUGACUUUACUCAGAGAUCCAACUACCGUUGCCUUUUGCUUUCUAAUGCUCGUCACCUUUUCCACGUUCAAUGUUGUUACAACCUACCUUGGAGGAUUAUGCUUAGAAAGAAAAUUAACUAAUUAUGAUCUAUGGUUAAUUCUUAGUAUAUCGUCAGUAUUUGAAGUAUUUGGCAGGAUAUCCUUAGGAUUAAUAUUCGAUUAUAAGAAAGUACGACCUGUUAGAAUACAACUGUUAGGCAUAGUUGGACUAGUUUUUGGACUAGUUGUAACUAACGUUCCAAACAGUAUUGGACCAGGUGGAAUUUAUUCUAUAUUUAUGGCUAGCGCCAUGUUCGGUAGUGCUUUCUACAGUCAACACGCAUCAAUCUUAUCGGAUUUGGUGAAAAGUAGACAAGUUGAAGAUGCCUUUGGUUUAGUUAGAUUCUUUCAGGGUAUAGGAAUAUGUAUCGGUCCAACAGUUGGGGGAUAUUUACACGAUAGAAGUGGUAACUAUGAUAAGACAUUCUAUUUUGCCGGUAUUUCGAUGUCAAUAACAUCCUUCAUAUUUAUUAUUGUAUCACUGGUUUGUCUUCGACAUACAAUAGGAAUCAAUUUGAAAAAUGCUUGGCGAAUGGAGAAAAUCUAA
Molecule: messenger RNA, 2399 nt
Organism: Dimorphilus gyrociliatus
Lineage: Eukaryota; Metazoa; Annelida; Polychaeta; Dinophilidae
Source: the annotation of a GenBank genome assembly